This is a messenger RNA of Hemibagrus wyckioides, 7367 nucleotides long. RefSeq names its product myelin transcription factor 1-like, a (gene myt1la). Gene Ontology annotation, molecular function: zinc ion binding; DNA-binding transcription factor activity, RNA polymerase II-specific; RNA polymerase II cis-regulatory region sequence-specific DNA binding. The coding region runs from base 2243 to 6079 and encodes 1278 amino acids. Gene Ontology annotation, cellular component: nucleus. Gene Ontology annotation, biological process: regulation of transcription by RNA polymerase II. The transcript has 24 exons. Lineage: Eukaryota; Metazoa; Chordata; Actinopteri; Siluriformes; Bagridae. The record is from RefSeq and is a predicted model, not a curated record.
GGCCAGUCGUGCGGCUAAUCGUGAAGAGCGCUGGUGUUUGUGCUCAGAGAGCAGAUGAAAGCGAGAAAACACCAUUAGCCUCAACUCACAGCUCUCAAGGCUGAUUGGAAUUCUUCCUGAUGAUUCCGCGAGCAUCUCUGAAUUACUGCAGGCACACAAACACACAAACACAUCCAUUCUGCAGUCACCCAGAGUGAGUCAGGCCAUUUGACGCAGGCAGUGAUAAAGCCUGAAGUCCUUGUCAAGCUUCUAAUUGAGCCAUGUUCCAGACAUCAGUCGCCACCAAUCAGAUGCUGUCUUCUUUAUUUGUUUGUUCGUUUUGAUGCGCUAAGCAAGCUAGAACCCUGACUUUAUAAGAAAGCUUAUGUUUAUCCUUCUGACGUGAGAAAAACAAAUGUCUCAUGACACAUGACUGAUGUUUAAGGACACUAGACAACGCACAACCAUAAAAGCAAAUGAAAUGAGUCACAUUACAUAAGUGUUAGCUGGAUUGAGGAGCAGACACGGGAGUGGAGGGUUAAUACAGGACAGAUGGUCUAAAUAAAAUUUUCUACUGUAUGAGAAGUUAUCUACAAUUCCCGACUUUGGCUACCAAUUGGUUGCCGCUCUCUCCCUGGUGAAGUGGUCUUCACUUUCCUUACAUAGAACCUUACAAAUAGCCAGUCAACAAGUGUCAUAGCUUCCGUAAACUGAUGGUAUGCAGCAAAUAAAUAAAUAAAUAAAACAUGGAGUUUGUGAUGAAUCGGAGCAAAUAACCCUUUAUAUUUUUUAGAAGAGUCAGAAUAUACAAAAAGAAAGUAUAACCCUAAUCCCUAUCACUGCACUCUAGAAUAAAGGUACCAUCUAUGUCUUCACUUUGUCCUUGAAGAAGAAAGCAAAAAACCCUUAACUCUCUAAAGAUCCAAUUUUUUUUUCCACUGUUGGCUUGUGUAAAUUCUUUUGGUGUCUUCAAAAGUCAGAAGAAUUUACAUAAGCCAACUUUUGUAAAUUCUGACUUGUAAGAAUUCAGACAGCCUGUGGCAGAUCUACAAGGUGACAAGAAGUGAUAUUCCUGGGGAAAAAGAUUUGUAUCAAAAGCCCUGACGGAGGUAUUUGUCAUAGAAAAGUAUAAAGCUGAUGAUGACUGUGUAUACCAGUAAAAUUUACUCCAUGUAUAAUCAAUUUCUUUGAAAAGUUACGAAUGGUAAGCUUGGCAUUAGGGACGCAGUUAGCUCUCGUUAUACUCUUCCAUUGGUAUGAAAUCAACCGAACUCCAAUCACAUCACACUCACUUGUUUGAAUUCUUAUGAAUUUUACAUGAGACGAACAGAGCAUGGGUGUGUUUGUGUUAUAAAAUCAUCAGUUAUAAAAGCCCCAAUCGCUUAUGAUCAGUAUUUGUCUUAAAGUCAGACUGACUCACGACGGGAACCCGGCGUCUGGCGAAACAAGACACGUUGUGCAACAGGGCUGCAGGUGCGCAAGCCACUCAUGGUGAGACUGUCUUUUGAGACGGCAGGCAUAGAGGUUUAAAACUGCAGGCUCUGUCUCGACCAUCCACCAAAUAAUGAGCGAGAGAGAGAGAGAAAGACAAGGAAUGAGCAAGGGGGAAGAGCAGAAAGCCGGCACAGGCUGCUUUGGGACUGUGGCCCACUUUAUGCAGGGGAGCACUGUAUCAUAUUAUAUGAGACAGAUGGGAGCUUGGCAAGAAUACUAAGCAGUGUUUUCCCCAUUUAUGGCCAGACUGAGUUCGCCAGCAGUGGCUGGGGUACAACUUCAGGCUCGAAUGCAUUGAUCCAACCUGGUGAAGAAAGGACGAGCGCUUUCUACCUCAUGCAACGUCUUAGUAUGAGUGGAAAAGGACCGAGCGUGUAUGUGGUAGAAGGUGACGUGGCAUUCACAAAGGACUGUCCUUCAAUAGAAAUGAAUUGGAGGGAUUUUUUUGUUGUUGUUGUGGUUGCUUUCAGGACAUGUCCUCUGGCCUUGCAGAGCAUACACGCACACACACACACACACACACACACACACACACACACAAAUAGAUACAGACAUAAGACACACUCACACAGCAGUUAUUGCGGUAACUAGAUUUGUUGGAAACACACAAUAUGUGUUCGCUCACACAGUGGAGGAAGUGAGAUGAAAAUGAUUUUUGAGGAAGAUCACUAUCACUGAACGCAACAUAAGGGACGUUUCAGCCAAACCCCCGGAACGCAGGAGGAGAGCUUCAGACACCGCUACCCCACCCUCACUCAGCUAAUCUCAGAUGGAGGUGGAUGCAGCUGAGAAGCGCCAUCGAACACGUUCCAAAGGUGUGAGAGUUGCCGUGGAGACUGCAGCGCAGGAGCUGUUCAGCUGUCCCACACCAGGGUGUGACGGGAGUGGACACGUGAGGGGCAAAUAUGCCAGGCACAGGAGUGUUUAUGGAUGCCCUUUGGCUAAGAAGAGGAAAGGCCAGGAGAAACCUCCGCAGGAGCCGGCUACCAAACGCAGACCGUUUUUAAGCAUGGCUGACGGCGAACCGGUGAUAUACGACAACUACGAAGCUAUGGAAGAAAGCGAGGAGCGAGAACAGGAAGAGUUAGACGAAGACGUGGAGGAAGAGGAGGAGGAAGGAGAAGAGGGAGACGACGAAGAAGAGGAGUGCUCUGAGGACAACGACGAGGUUGGCGAGGAGGAAGAUGAGGAAGACGAGGAGGAGGAAGACGAAGGAGAGGUCGACAGGGAGGAGGGAGACGAAGUAGAACAGAUGGAGGAAGAGGUGGAGGAAGAUGAGGAGGUGGUGGAACAGGACGGAGAUGAUGAACAAGAGGAGGAGGGAGAACAGGAGGAGGAAGAUGAAGAUGAGCAUGAAGAAGAGGAGGAAUAUGAAGUUCAGGCUCAUCACCAAGAGAACACUUACUCCAGUUGCGGACAAUCAAAGCCCAGCCAGAUGUUUGAAAAAGACAACAACAACAAUAACAACACAAACAAUGAAGAAUACGAGAACUACGAUGAGCUUGUAGCCAAGUCCCUGUUGAACCUGGGCAAAAUAGCAGAGGAUGCCGCAUACCAGGCCAUGACGGAGUCCGAGAUGAACAGCAGCUCGUCCAACAGUGCCGGUGAAGACGAAGAUGAGGAUGAGGAGGAUGGUCUCGAGCACGGAGGACGGAAGGCCGAGUUAAGUGUGGACCUGGACAGCGACGUGGUGCGGGAGACGGUGGACUCGCUGAAGCUGCUGGCACAGGGUCACGGAGCUGUGCUGCCAGACGAUGGCUACCCGGAGUCUGCUCCUGGCCCAGAACACCACAAUGGCCACCCUGAAGAGAACGAAGAGGGCGUGUGCCUUAGCAGUCUGGAAUGUCUGAGGAACCAGUGCUUCGAUCUGGCACGCAAGCUAAGCGAAACACAUCCACCCGAGCAAGCGAUGCUGCAGCACCAGGCUGAGCAGCAGCACCUACAUAACCAGAUGCACCACCACCUGGCUCGCUAUGAGAGUUGCCAGCAGGCCUCGAUGGAGCCUCAGAGACCAAUGGAGAGGAGCUACUCAGACAUGGUGAACCUGAUGAAGCUUGAAGAGCAGCUCAGCCCAGCAUCCAGGGGUUACCCCUCCAGCUGUGCCCAAGAAGGGGAUGAAGACACAACAUCUGUGGCAUCAGAGCAUUCAGACGAGGCCUUCGACAUCACCAAGGGCAACCUGUCACUGCUGGAGAAGGCCAUCGCUUUGGAGUCAGAGCGUGCCAAGGUCAUGCGUGAUAGGAUGGCAUCAGAGCAAGCAGUGGUUCGGAGGGACCAUCAGCGGCUUCAUGGGGAGCACAGCCCCAGGCAGAGUAGUGGAGCUGAGGAGCGUAAAGCCCGACUACAUCACGAUGGGGCAAGAAGAGCUUAUUACCCUAAAGAUCCUUCAAGAGGUGAGAAAAAAGAGAGCAAGUGCCCCACCCCAGGGUGUGACGGCACAGGCCACGUCACGGGCCUAUACCCGCACCACAGAAGUCUGUCCGGCUGCCCUCACAAAGACCGCGUCCCACCAGAAAUUCUUGCAAUGCAUGAGAAUGUUCUAAAGUGCCCGACGCCUGGCUGCUCGGGACGCGGCCACGUUAAUAGCAACAGGAACUCGCACCGCAGUCUCUCAGGAUGUCCUAUAGCAGCUGCUGAAAAGAUCGCUAAGGUUCAAGAGAAGCACCAGUCGAGUGACGGAACAAAGUCCAAUCAGGCAUCUGACCGCGUGCUGAGGCCUAUGUGCUUUGUGAAACAGUUGGAGAUCCCACAGUACGGUUACAAAAAUAACGUCUCCACCAGCACGCCCCGCUCCAAUCUAGCCAAGGAGCUGGAGAAGUACUCCAAGACCAGCUUUGACUACGGAGGCGGCUACGACGGCCAGCCUCACGCCUACAGCAAGCGUUCGCUCACACAGAAGAACCACGGACGAGACACUUCACCAAGAGGAUACGAGGACUCAUUUGCUCUCAGCAUUCAUCAUGGAACAUCAGACCAUCCAAUAAGCGAGUCUUCCAAGCGGUACUGUAAGACCUCGAGUCCAGCCAGCAGUACAACGAGCAGCUACGCUCCCAGCAGCAGCGGCAGUAGCCUGAGUUGUGGGGGAGGAAGAGGAGGGAGAGGAGGAGGAGGAGGAGGAGGAGGAGGAGGAAGCAGCGCCAGCAGCACCUGCAGCAAGAGCAGCUUUGACUACACGCACGACAUGGAGGCCGCUCACAUGGCCGCCACGGCCAUCCUCAACCUGUCCACGCGCUGCCGAGAGAUGCCCCAGAGCCUGAGCGCCAAAGGCCCCGAGCUCCUCGCACAGAGUCCAGAGGAGCAGGAGGUGGAGGAGAGCGGGACUCUGGACCUGAGCGUAGGUCGAGCAGGGGGCAUGGGCGAGGGCACAGUGCUCACGCCGCUGCAGCCCAUGUCCCCUCAGCGGCAAGCACUGCUCAACAGCCGCUGCUACCAGAUGAGCCCAGACUGCUGGGACUUGCCAGUGGACUACAACAAGAUUAAGAGCCUGGACGAGGACCAUAAAGAGGAUGAGCUGGACCCUUUCCAGGAGUUGCUGGAGAAUCAGCAGUAUCCGGGUGAGGUGUCCCUCCCCAGCCCCAAACAUAAAUAUGCUCCCUGCAAAGAAAGCAAGAAAGAACUCCUCACACUCUCUAGUUGCCAGUUAGCUGAUAAAGGCAUGCGUAGUAUGAUGACAACAAACUCACAGGAUUUAAAGUGUCCUACUCCAGGUUGUGAUGGCUCCGGGCAUAUUACAGGCAACUAUGCCUCACAUAGGAGUCUGUCAGGUUGUCCCAGAGCGAAGAAGAGUGGAAUUAAAAUCAUUCAUAGCAAGGAGGACAAGGAUGAUCAGGAGCCAAUUAAGUGUCCUGUGCCGGGGUGUGAUGGUCAGGGUCAUGUGACUGGGAAGUACGCAUCUCACCGCAGUGCAUCCGGCUGCCCACUAGCCGCCAAGCGCCAAAAGGAUGGUUUUGUGAACGGUGCUCCAUUUCCAUGGAAGUCUGGAAAAAACGAUGGAAUGACAUGCCCAACACCUGGGUGUGAUGGCUCGGGCCAUGUCAGUGGCAGCUUUCUCACCCACCGGAGUCUUUCUGGUUGCCCUCGAGCUACUUCAGCCAUGAAGAAAGCACGGAUGACUGGUGUCGAAAUGCUUACAAUCAAGCAGCGUGCAAGCAAAGGAAUAGAGAAUGAUGAGGAAAUCAAACAGCUGGAUGAAGAAAUUAAAGAUCUUAAUGAAUCGAACAAUCAGGUGGAGUCAGAUAUGAUUAAACUUAGGACACAAAUCACUACUAUGGAGACCAACCUGAAGUCCAUGGAGGAGGAGAACAAGGCCAUUGAGCAGCAGAAUGACUCACUGCUGCAUGAGCUGGCUAACCUCAGCCAGUCGCUCAUCAACAGUCUGGCCAACAUCCAGCUCCCUCAUAUGAAACCGGUGCCACUGAAAGAGGCCCCUGUUAAAAAUUACUGCUGUUUACAGAUGCCCCACAGAGAGCCGAUGAACGAGCAAAAUUUUGACAGUUACGUGAGCACUUUGACAGAUAUGUAUACGCAUCAGGACCAGUACCAGAGCCCUGAGAACAAAGCCCUGCUGGAGAACAUCAAACAAGCUGUGCAGGGCAUCCAAGUGUAGCUCCCUGAGCCACUGCCUCGUUUUUUAAAGGGCUUGCAUUAAGCAAGCACUGAUACACAAAAAGAAAGAAAACGGAAGCAAGGAGAAAAAAAAAAUGUAAAAUGUAUGGAUAUUGAUUAUGAUUUUUGCUGCUGUAAUUAACUGUAUUAUCUUUCAUUAUUUAUGAUUCUGUUAUGCUUUUGAGGGGGAAAAAAUACAUGAAUUAUUUGUUGCCUUGCUUUAACGAUGAUUACCAAUGGCAAAUGUUUUGAGGAACAUUCAUGUUUUGUACAUUUUUCAUAUGACCUGACAUAAUGUGAUGUACUGUUUAUAGCUGCUAAUGUAUGCACAUUUUAGUGUAUAUGUAUUUAUUAAUUGUAAACAAAAAAAAAAAACAUUCAUUGUUUUAAAAAGCUUAAUGACAAGAAGGAAAAACAUAGUGCUGAAAAUGUGAUAUGAGGGAAACGUCAAGGGCAAUCAGCUAACAUAAGCUUUUCCUUUUAAAAAUAAGAGGAAUUCAAUGCGUACAGUGUAGGUUGUUCAAUGUAUGUUAAACCGCUAUUUUUUUUUUUUUAUAUGAAAGAAUUUCAUAGAGGUACGUCAGUGUACAGAAAGCAUUUUGCAGCGGUCAGUGUGGGCACUCUAAUGAAGUACACGUGUUGGUCUUUGAGCUUUUAUUUCUUUCAUUUUCAAAACGUAAAAAGGAUCACAAUGGAUAGACAAAAAAAUGUACAUUUUUGUGAAACAUCAUGACACGGAAACCCACUGGUGCAAAUCCCAAGAUUGUGAGAGAAAUAUUUCAUAACUUCAACCAUCCAUAUUGUAUAUUCUCCAAAUGUGAUUCCCAUUUGGUUAACUCCAAUCACUAUGGAAAAUAUUAAGGAGACAAUCCAGCAUAAAUUAUGAAUUUAUGACCAUAAAAAAAAAAAUAUGAGUAGAUAGUUAAAAUAGCAUAUCAGCAAUAUAUGACAAUGAAUCAAUCAUUUAUUUAGAUAUGGGAUGCAAACGUUCGGGUAUAUGCAAUUUCUUAUUGUAAACAUCGCAGAAAGCUGAUUAAUCUUUUUACUAAAUGUAAAGUAUUGAGUUUUAUAUAAAUCUUUUACUACAAUCAUGUUUUAGGGUUUAAACAUGAGUGAUCGAAUCCAGAUGGAUGAACGCAUAUGCAUUAUAAUUUUACAUUUCUCAUGUUCUGUUUUGCACAGGGACACCUUUGUUUCCAUGUUUUGAUGUUAUACAUACAUACAUACAUACACAUACACAUACACAAACACACACACACACACACACACACACACACACACACACACAU